AAUAAAGGUGUAUCUUAUCUUAUCAUAUGACUCCAGCCCGGUAGGUGGCGCUGAUACACUGAACCGUCGAACGCCCUAAAAUCCAGAGAAGAAGAAGUAGCGUCAGAAGAGAGCAGCAUGAUGGGAUAUGAGAGUCCUCCGGCGGCGCGCUGCCGCCAUGUCACCUAGAGAGAAACACUUAGCGAUUCUCUCUGCUUUAGGCCUAGUUAGUCUCGCUCUUUAUUAUAUUCCUACGUUUCUUUACGCAACUUUAAUUCUUGCAGUGUGUUGUAUUGUGUGUUACUAUCACAGCGGAGAACCGCUUCCCGCCAGGUUAGGCCUCAAUCCGCGGGCUGGGCUGAACGUCCCUGCCGUGCUCCGGCGCUGGUUGUGGGGCUGGGGGGUGACCGGCGUGUCGGCAGCCGGACGGGGGAGAACGAAGAGCGGCAGAAACAAAACCGAGCUCCGGGACUCUGAGGGACACUUCAGAGAAAGACUCGUUGAACCUGGGAUUUACCGGAGAGAAACCUUGACAAGUGACUCGUUUCUUUUCAGCCCCCGGGAUUUCCUCAUGGGGAGUUACAUCGGGAAGCCCGAGAGUCCAACCGCCGACCCCGGGAGGCCAAGAGCGGGCAGAAACCCCCGAGAACAACUGCGUGAGAAACUGUCCAGACCCAACCAUGCUGUCUGUACCCCAAACAGGAGGCUGUCAUUUGCUGGGCGUAACGACAGCGGUGGAAGUGCACACUCUGCUUUCGAGCCUCUUUUGCCCAAUGGAACACCAUCACAGCUGGUCCCUAAGCCAGGAAGCCUGAAAAGAGGGAUGGCGUCGCUGGCGGAGGAGUCCAUCAUGAAAAGGUCUCGUACCUCCUCCAUCAGCUCUGGCAGUGGGGUCCAUGCCCCGAGAGGAACCCCAGGCUCGUUGAGAAAUCCUAUCCACAGCUCCUACAGCUCUACACUAGGCCUCAGCCAGUGGAAGAAGCGGUCAGCACCCAGCUCCCCUCUGUCCAGCCCUGGAUCAUCUCGCUCUCAGACUCCAGAAGGAGCCUCCAAAAGACCCAGAGAGGACGAGGGGCAGUCUCCCAGCUCAGCAUCCUCAGCGAGGUCAGACCAGACAGCCUCUGACAAGGCACCUGUUACUUCCAAACUGACUCCAGUCCCCAAGGUCCCAGUUCCUACCUCAACAGACUCUACUGGUAGUGGUGGAAAGAGAAAACGCAAGAUCCAGCUGGUGUCCAGCCACCGGGACGAUCACAUCUCUCUGCCUCCGCCUCCAGAGCUGGGCUACACCAUCACUGUGAAAGACCUGGAUGAAGAGAAAAAGGCUGCCAUCAGCAAGAUCCAGAAGGUCCUGGAGACGCCCGCUCCAGAGCCGGAGAAGUCUGUCUCUCCGCCAGCCACCACCUCCACCCAGCCUGCCUCCUCUGCCAGCUCUACCACCACCACCACCCUGAGCAGCCUCCUGGCCGCUCCUCUGCCCACAGCCUCCUCCAGCCCUGCCAUCCCAGUCAUCAACCUGGACCCCAGCCCCGGCAGCAGCGUCAGCACAGCACCUGCAGCCUACAACCCACUGCUGGAGGCUCUGAAAGUGAAGAUCAGCUCUCCUAAUAGCUCCACAGCUGCUGUCAACACAAGUGCAGUGUCUGCAUCAACCACACCGGUUCAACCCAGUGGCUUAACCCUGAAUGUUUCGAACCCAGUGGUUCCACCACAGCUCCCUCCUGCCUCCCAGUCUCAGUCCUCCUCUGCUGGUGUGGAGCAGCCUUCUGCCUUCACUCAGGUGCUGAGUCAGGUGUCCAAGGCUUCCAGCAACCCUCUGCCUACAGCAGGACCAACCCUGUUUGGAUUGACGAGUCAGAUCAGCACCCCCACUGCUUCUUCAGCCUCUAACCCAGUCACUACUGCUGUGACUACCCCGGCCAGCAGCUCAGAGUCGGUCAGUAACGUCAACCCUCUGCUGGCUUCAGGGUUCAAGCCCAUUUUUUCCGUCACCACCACCUCAUCGGCUACAUCAGCAUCAGAGAGCAAACCUCCUGUCCAAAAUUUCAAGCCCAUCUUUGGAGCUGCCACUGCAGCUGCUGGCUUUGGACAGCCUCCGCCCUACACGGCUGCCAACCCCGACUCUACAGUUUCCUCAAGUACUACAUCUUCAAUGUUUGGUGGAUCAGCAAGCAGCACCACCGUUACCCCAUCUGUUUUUCCCGGCAUGACCACCACUGGUACAGCUUCCACUGGUUCCAUCACAGCCACACAGUCUGCAGCUGAGCCAGCCGUCAAAUCCCUCUUUGGAAACUGGUCAGCACCAUCCACAACAAGUACCAGCUCAGCCACAGCGCAGGCCCCCAGUACAGGGAGCACAUUUCAGUUUGGAACUGCUACCACCACUACUGCAGCUGCCCCCGCUGCUGCAACCACAACCUCCAGCAACAGCAACUUCACGUUUGGUGCCACACAGCCAGACCCUCAAGCAGCCAACCAGAAGGUAUUCGCCUUUGGUCAGGCAGCACCCAACCAGAACACAACCACUGCUUCAUUUGGAGGCUUUGCCAUGGCCAACACAGCCUCCACCGCUGCUGCCGCCACCACCCAGUCCACCUUUACCUUUGGAAAGUCAUCAUUUCAAGCACCAGCGGCACAGUCAGCCUUUGGCUCCUCUUCGGCACCGGCAGCACAGACAACCUUUGGCUCCUCAGCGGCACCGGCGACGCAGCCGACAUUUGGCUCCUCAGCGGCACCGGCAGCACAGACAACCUUUGGCUCCUCAGCGGCACCGGCAGCACAGACAACCUUUGGCUCCUCAGCGGCACCGGCAGUACAGACAACCUUUGGCUCCUCUUCAGCACCGGCAGUACAGACAACCUUUGGUUCCUCAGUGGCACCGGCAACGCAGCCGACGUUUGGCUCCUCUUCGGCAACAGCGGCAACGGCGACCUUUGGAGCCUCAGCAGCACCACCAAAACCAUUCACCUUUGGAAGCAGCGGGGGAGCAUCAUCUACACCUGCCUCUAACACUGCCCCAACCCCUUUCGCCUUUGGUUCAGCUGCUGUCACCACAGCAACCACUUUUGGGACCCCAGCUAAACCGGCAUUCGGAGCCAGCUCCACUGGUUUUGCUUUCGGUGGCACCACCGCUCCCUCAGCUGCACCACCAACCUUUGGUGCAGCAACCCAGACUCAGAGCUCCUCCUCAGCCACCUUCACAUUUGGCGGUGCUGCUCCUCAGCCAGCUCCUGCCGGCCCUUCUCAGUCAGCACCCGGUGGAUUUAACUUUGGUGCUGGUAUGCCAUGCCCCCAGUUUGGAACACCAGUCUCCAAUAAUCCUGCACCACAGAUGGGAAGCUUCAACUUUGGGGCUGCUGCUACUGACAAACCAGCUUUCGGUAAGGAAUAA
This is a messenger RNA of Epinephelus lanceolatus (giant grouper), 3370 nucleotides long. Lineage: Eukaryota; Metazoa; Chordata; Actinopteri; Perciformes; Serranidae. The record is from RefSeq and is a predicted model, not a curated record.